Messenger RNA from Acaulospora morrowiae, 1653 nucleotides. NCBI's taxonomy places the organism in Eukaryota, Fungi, Glomeromycota, Glomeromycetes, Diversisporales, Acaulosporaceae. The record is from the annotation of a GenBank genome assembly.
AUGGGAAGUUGCACUUCAAAAUCUAAAAAGAAGCGGGAGCACUUCACAAACACGCUGCAGGCACGUGGUGAAAUCUUGGGGGCAGAUUUGAGAGCAAUGUUUAACAACCCCGUUUAUAGCGACAUUAUCAUCACCUGUAAAGAUGGAGGAGUUGUGUACGGUAGCAAGUUGCUCUUGGCGGCUCGCUCUGAUGUAUUUGCCCGUAUCUUGCUAAACCCCGCCAAAGCCGAGUCAGAGAACGAAGGAUCAGAGUUGAUACCUGCGGACGUAAAUAUCAUUAACAUUUCAUUUCCGGAAUUUACAUCUUCAACCUUGUUAAUAGUUCUCGAAUAUUUAUAUAUGGGAAGCAUUACACAGGAAACUCUGUCACUCAACAAUGUAGUUGAGGCAUACCUGUGUUCCGAAUACUUCAUGAUUCCACAACUCGAAGAAAUUAUAAUCACAUUCUUGGACAAUGCACUCAGAUGUAGUGCUGACAACAAUCUCUCGGCAAGGCUACUAUCACAGGCGGCAGAAUGCAUGCUACCGUCAUCUGACGAUUCGUUUUUUAGAACAAUGUAUAAUUGCUUGGCAACAACAUCACUGGAAACCGUAGACUACGAGAAUUUGAACGAAGCAGCAUUAAGGUUCAUAUUAUCUCCGAUUUGCGGGGGUGAUGCCGACGAAGAAUUUGUCACGCCAGAAUACAGUGUAUUCAGAUAUACAGUGUUAUGGUCAGCACAUAAAAUUUCCUCUAGUUUAGUAUCCUAUUUUGAACCUUUGUUACCACCUGCCGACAUGGCGGAACGUCUUGACGCACAAAAAUUGAAUCAAUUACGUAGUUUACAUGAGAAACGUAAGAAAAAAUCGAAAAGUAUGGAAAUCCAAAAAUCCAUUGACCCAAUAUUAUCACCACUUUUGAGCUACGUGAAUUUUAACUUAAUUCAUCCUUCGAUCUUGAUAAAUAUUAUUGAACCACUGGACAUCAUCCUACCUGAAAUACUUGCGAAGGCAUUUAGAUGGCAAACACAAUUACCGCCUGGGAGUGGGCCUAAAAGAAGUAGAGGAAUAAUCACGGCGAAACACGAAAACCUAAAGUUGCAUUGGGAUCAAAAAGCUCAUGGUAAAAAGAUAGUGCUACUUGAGCACGGGACAAUCGUCAAAAGUCAGUCGAGAAAUUUUGGAUUUGCGAGAACUUCCUUGCCAAUCAGGGGAUACGAAGUUUACGAAUGGGAUUUUAUAAUCGAAGAGCCGUGUAAACACACGUGGAUUGGAGUGUGCAGUAUAAGGGACAAUAGGGUGAAUUAUUCAACAUGGCUGGGAGGAACAAGUUAUGGUUGGGUACUUGGAUCAAAUGGAUAUUUAGCUCAUAAUAAGGGAGGUGUAAUUAAUGAAAACUCAAGGCGAAAUCUGAAAAAUUACGGACUCAAAUUUACCAAAGGAACAAUAAUAACGAUGCAUCUGAAUAUGGAGAAUAGAACAUUGGCAUAUUCCAUUAAUGGAAUAAAUUUUGGCGAGGCAUUUGGCGAUUUGCCAAAUGAAGUUUAUCCGGCAGUCUCUAUAAAACGUCCCGGUAAGAUCAAGAUUCAAUCUCAUAAGAAAACAACAUCAAUGAUUUCGAUGGGUAAUUUUCAGGAGAAUAGCGAAUCAGAUCCUUUGUCCUCUAGUUUAUGA